Octopus bimaculoides (California two-spot octopus) is the source of this 1477-nucleotide messenger RNA. Its product is annotated as splicing factor, suppressor of white-apricot homolog. Gene Ontology annotation, biological process: mRNA 5'-splice site recognition; RNA processing. Lineage: Eukaryota; Metazoa; Mollusca; Cephalopoda; Octopoda; Octopodidae. Gene Ontology annotation, molecular function: RNA binding. The record is from RefSeq and is a predicted model, not a curated record.
AAUAUUUGUUGUUCUUGUAGCUGCCCUUGAAGCCGCAGUUGAGAAGUUUGUGCCUCCAAAAGAACUCCAAGUGCCACCAGAUAUUGUAAUACCGGAGAGCAAUAAGAUCAAUGCUAUUAUCGAAAGAACUGCCAACUUUGUAGUGAUGCAGGGAGGACAAAUGGAGAUCAUGUUAAAGACAAAACAAUCCUCAAAUCCCCUCUUUGAGUUCCUGAACAUUGAUAAUAGUCUUUGCCCUUAUUAUAAACAUGUCAUAAAGAUGAUAAAAUCUGGGAAAUAUAAGCCAAAUAUUGAAAAUGCUCCCGAUGAUGAAGAUGGAGAAGACCAGAACAGUUACCUCCAUCCGCUGUUGAGCGUGAAACCUGGCAAAGCUGAGGCCCGCAAACCCAUCAAACUUCCUGCUGUUGACAUGCACAAUACUGCUUAUGGGGAUCUCGUCCGAUCCGUGAAGGCAGCCACGGCACGACAUCAGAAUGCUAAGAAGAGUAAAUCCAAAGAUGCUGACACAUCUGACCAGAAACCAACGGUGUCACCAUUCUUGUCUGAACCGAUCUACCCGAACAAUGUACCACCUCCACCUGGAGUCGAACCGGUUACCCUACCCCCUGCUAAUCAACCUGAACCCCCGGGCACUGAUGCCAGUCACACGUCUGGCCCUUCUGCUGAAACCACUGAACAAGCAGAAAGUACAGCGUACGGUGACAAUGGUUCGCCAAAGGGCCACAUUAUACCCCCGCCACCUGAUGUCCAACCUGUUAUCGACAAGAUGGCCCUCUACGUAGCCAAAAAUGGCAUUGAGUUUGAAAUAGUGGUGAAGAACAAAUGCGACCCUCGAUUUGAAUUCCUCAUGGAGGAUCACCUCCACUACUCUUACUAUGAAUUUAAAAAGAACUUACAUAUGAAGGAAUUUGAGCAAGAGAAAUCGAAAUCUGAAGAACAGAAGGCCUCCCAAAAUAAAGGGGUCAGUUUCUCAAUAAAGACCAAGACGAAGGAACAGGAGAGUGUGUCAUUUGAGAAACGACCGGUGUUUAGCUACGAGAGUAGCGAAGAAGGGAGUGAAGUGGAUGAGUUGAAGCCAACCCAGUCCAGCAGCCCCAUUGUAGAAAUGGUCGAGAAUCAGGUGAAGAAGGUGGAGGCCAAAAUGGUGGCAGAGGAGAAAGUGGAGGGACGAGAAUCCAAUCAUGACAGCAUGAGCAGGAAAAUGGGUGAGUUCUCCCCUUAUUGUUUUGUUUGUAUUGAUAAAUUAAGUACCAGUUACGUACUGGGGGUCGAUGUAAUCGACUUAAUCCCUUUGUCUGUCCUUGUUUGUUCCCUCUAUGUUUAGCCCCUUGUGGGCAAUAAAGAAAUUAGAAACGGGCGAAAUGCUUAGCGGUAUUUCGUCUGCCGUUACAUUCUGAGUUCAAAUUCCACCGAGGUCGACUUUGCAUUUCAUCCUUUCGAGGUCGAUAAAUUAAGUACCAGUUGCAUACCGGGGUCA